UCUCCAUAAGAGACCAGACACACUAAGCCUACAGAUAGACAGUACAAAAGGAGACACUGGGUGCAGGCAGCUAGUUUACACAGCAAUACAGAAAGAAGAAGCCAUCCUUUUUUAAAUAUAAACACAAACUGCACUUUUAGGACAUGGGCAUGCAUGGAUCCAAGCCUCGUAAACAAGCACAGGUCCUGAUGCUGGGCCUGGACGGAUCAGGAAAGACCACCCUGCUCUAUAAACUGAAGUACAACGAGAGCGUGGUGACCGUGCCAACUGUGGGCUUCAACGUGGAGACACUGGAGACAGACAGGAGCAGCCCCAGCCUGACAGUGUGGGACGUAGGGGGUCAGAAGAAGAUGAGGCCCCACUGGAGGCAUCACUAUACUGAUACAGCUGGGCUGGUUUUUGUGGUGGACAGCUGGGAUCAGAAGCGGCUGGACGAGGCCCGCAAGACACUUCAUAGGGUCCUGAGGUUUGAGUGUCUCAGAGGAGUCCCUCUCGUCGUCCUCGCCAACAAACAGGACCUUCAGGGAGCUAAGAGCCCAGAGGCGCUCUGCCUGACCCUGGACUUGAGAAAAGUGUGUGAAGGCAGGUCCUGGUUCAUCCAGCCCUGCUCAGCUACCACUGGCAUGGGACUGGAGGAAGGUUUCAGGAGGAUCGUCUAUCUGAUGAAGACUCCGUUUAAACAGACUCAAGAGGACAUUAAGGUUAAGAUGAGGUCUAAGGGCUUCAGCAUCACAGCUGUGAAACAAGUCUUCCUCUGCAGCAGAUGAUGGAUGAGAAUCUCUUUGGAGAUUCAUGACAAUGAUGUGUAGGAUUCUUCUCGCCCGCCUGUGUGAGUCAUCGGCGAAUUGCCUCUCUGUGGCAUCCAUAGGAUCAGAUGAGAGGAGGCGUUAAGACAAGGGAUGAGAUUAUUCAUCGUAGUUUUAAGUGAUAAUCUCCAUGGCAGAGGGGACUUUCACCCAAUCCUGGUGAAGACAAAAUGUCUUUGGACCUUGGUGAUGAUAGCCUCUGAGGAUGUUGUGUGUAAUCAAGAUUAUGAGGAUAAUUUUGAGAAAACAAGUCAUUGUAUCAUGAGCUGAUAU
Molecule: messenger RNA, 1079 nt
Organism: Plectropomus leopardus (leopard coralgrouper)
Lineage: Eukaryota; Metazoa; Chordata; Actinopteri; Perciformes; Serranidae
Product: ADP-ribosylation factor-like protein 14
Molecular function (GO): GTP binding; GTPase activity
Source: RefSeq, a predicted model, not a curated record